Molecule: messenger RNA, 880 nt
Organism: Ahaetulla prasina
Lineage: Eukaryota; Metazoa; Chordata; Lepidosauria; Squamata; Colubridae
Exons: 1
Coding region: 1-858 (285 amino acids)
Source: RefSeq, a predicted model, not a curated record
AUGGACAAGCUGGGACUGGUUUUUGGAAAAGGGCUCCAGGCUGUUUCUCUUGGCAACUUCCUGCCCUGCUCCUCCCUGACAAAACACCCAGGGCCCCCAGGAGAGGGAUGCUAUGGGGAGCAAAUUGGCACAAUCCAGACUGGGGAAGUAUCUCCAAGUCCUUCUUUGUAUCUGCAGGGACAACCUUCCUUCAGGACCACUUGGGUUCAAAGAGGGAGUCCCCCAAUUGCACGACUGGGAUGCCACGGCCAACCUGCUUCCUUUGCCUUUUUGCAAAAGCCAGCUUUCCCUCACCUGGCUGGGACGCACCUGCCACUCCGCCUCCCUGCUGGCCCCACCCUUCCCCAGCCAGCCCUGCCUCACUGCAGGUGGCUCCGGGCCAGGGUGAGCAGUGAGCAAACAGCUGUGGAGGGAGCCUCCUCCCCCUCUCUUCCUCCAAAGAGUGCCCAGGAAAGCCGGGCAUUCACUCGCUUGGCGGCUGCUCUUCCUGGUGUACUCCCAGCUGGCUCUCCCCUGUACAGCUCUCCCACCAUGUCAGGCCACCCCACCAACCUGAGAGUGAAGCUGCCCCUGCUCUGCGCUCUCCUGCAGCUGGCCACAGUCCUCCUGUUUGCCUUUUUCGUCCAGUAUGACAGCCACACCAGCCCCCGGCUGUGGCACGAGGAGAUGCAGUUGCACAGCAAAGGCCCUCUGGACAACGAAUUCUACCCACGCUACCCAAGUGAGUAUCUCCCGCACAGGAGAUGCCCUCCUGCCAGGGUGCCAGGUCCAAGCUGGGAGCACAGGAGGAACAAGGGCCCAGGAAAACGCCCCCUCUUUGCCAAAUCUGUGGCAUGGUGCCCCUCCUGCCUAGGAUGAGCCAGGACCCUUCCCCCAAAUG